AUGGCGUCCAGCGUCUUCCGUCGCUAUGAGAAGGAACCUGGCGCUGCAUCUUCCACGUCCUCACAACAAGAGAAGGCUGAACUAGACUACAAGCAUGUCAAGGGCGUCAAGUCUUCCGCAUUCUCCAAGAACUGGCAGACUAGCUCCGGGCUCGCUGCCAUUGACUCAGCGCUUGGAGGUGGGAUCACAGUCGGUACUGUGCUGCUCGUCGUCGAAGAUUCUCCGACGAGAUGCUAUGAGCACAUCUUCAAGCACUGCAUAGCUCAGGGAGUGCAACAUGAACAUAACGUGCUGCUUUGUGGAGAGGGCGGGAGGAUCUCGGACGAGAUUCCCUCCCUGAUAGAGAACGAGAAAGACGACGAGCUAAGGAUAGCAUGGCGAUACAAGGAGGCGAUACAACAACAAUCUAAGCUGAAGACACAGACAUCAGGUCCGUCAUACUGCGACAGGUUUGACAUAAGCAAGAGCAAACCUCUAUCGCCGGAAAUCCGCGAGAAAUUUUACAAAGAACUUCCCAUAACAAGGGAGGCAAAUGGAGAGAGUCAAGAGACCGAGUCAUCCCAGUCGCACUUCCACCUGUCGCACUUGCUCGACCAGAUCAAAAACGCGGUCAAGUUGGAAGAAAAGCUCUGCCGAGUCAUGAUUCCAUCCUUGGGGUCCCUCUCCUGGUUCUCUCCAGGGCGACCCCGGCAGAGCUGCGAGAACGACCUCCUCGUCUUCGUCAAGAUGCUCAAAGGCAUGGUCCGCAGAUCCCGCGCUGUCGUCGUGAUGUCCGUCCCGCCAUGGUUGGCACAGACAGACGCUGGCAGCAGGCUGAUGAGGAUCAGUGACUAUAUCCUGCACCUGGACAGCCUGGCGGCGUGCGACGCGACGGUGAGGCAGCAGUACAAGGACUACGUUGCCUUCGCCCACCUCCGCAAGGUUCUUCUCCUGCAUUGGCCGAGCACCAGCCUCAUCUCGCGUUGCUUACAGACCAUCCAGUUCGACAGGAUGCACGCGGCAAACCCUGAGGAAGUCUCUUCUUCGAAGCCGAGCGGCCAGGUGGCUGGUGGACUAGAAGUGUUCUGA
This is a messenger RNA of Guillardia theta CCMP2712, 1068 nucleotides long. RefSeq lists its product as hypothetical. The record is from RefSeq and is a predicted model, not a curated record. The transcript is spliced from 12 exons. Gene Ontology annotation, biological process: tRNA wobble uridine modification. NCBI's taxonomy places the organism in Eukaryota, Cryptophyceae, Pyrenomonadales, Geminigeraceae. Gene Ontology annotation, cellular component: elongator holoenzyme complex; transcription elongation factor complex; cytoplasm. The coding region runs from base 1 to 1068 and encodes 355 amino acids.